Dacryopinax primogenitus is the source of this 2430-nucleotide messenger RNA. RefSeq names its product actin-like ATPase domain-containing protein. Gene Ontology annotation, cellular component: Ino80 complex. The record is from RefSeq and is a predicted model, not a curated record. Bases 1 to 2430 code for a protein of 809 amino acids. Lineage: Eukaryota; Fungi; Basidiomycota; Dacrymycetes; Dacrymycetales; Dacrymycetaceae. The transcript is spliced from 13 exons. Gene Ontology annotation, biological process: regulation of DNA-templated transcription; double-strand break repair.
AUGCCGAGGGGUAUACCCAGCUACAAAUCCGGCUUGGGUUAUGGCCAAGAAAUCGAUAAUCAGAUACCCCUCAAAUUCACGUCGUUCAGUGUCCCUUUGGUCAUGCCAUUCACCGCCAAGUUCGCAACUUCAACCUAUGUCAAGACCGAUCAACAGUCCAUCUUCACGCGUACGGAUAACGGCAGGAUAGGAAAGCGGAAGAGGGAAGAAGAAGAAGAAGAAGAAGACGUUCGAGAAAGCACACCACCCCCUCAGGGACCGCGAGGGUCGAAUAUCAUUGUCAUACAUCCCGGCACGCGCUACACCCGCGUUGGACUCGCGUCGAGUUUGACGCCGGCGACUAUACCCAGUGUGGUUGCGCGGAAAUCCGAGCAUGCGGCAGAACAGCGGCACCCCAACGGAACGCCUCUGUCGCAUGAAUACGAGAGGAAUAGACGCAUCGAGAAGUCCAAGGCGCUCAAGGCAGACGGACUAAUUGACGAGACUGUGGAUGUUACGAAUCCAUUUGAUUCGAACAUCAUCAUGCAGGAAGACCAAAAACGGGCGAACAGUGUGCCUGCGCUGCGGAAAAUGAUGAGGCAGCGAUUCGAUCAAUUAAAACUGCAGUGGUAUCCGAAUGCACAUGUUAAUGUGUUCAAGUCUAACUCUCAUUCCCGUGCAAAACCAGUCGAAGAGAACUACGAAAGCCACAGGCCGAACUGGACGGUGCCAAACCCAGAUGAGCACUUCAUCGUGGGCCAGAGGGCGCUUGACCUUCCGGAUCCGGCAGCUGCCGGUUAUGAGCUACAUUGGCCAUUUUGUGGUGUCAUGUUCGAUAUGAAGAACUACAAAGACCCGGCUAUGUUGUUGAACGAUGUAGAGACAUUGUGGGAGGAGGCGAUCAAGGAGGCGCUGAACAUCCAUCAACGCUCGUACAAGCACUACUCUGUGAUGCUGGUUAUCCCUGAUUGGUACGAAUGGCAUUACCUCAGAGAUUCGGUGAAUAUUCUAUUGCACAACAUGGGGUUCCAGGCGGUAUGUGUACAGCAAGAAUCUGCCUGUGCUGCAUAUGGUUCUGGUCUAGGCAACGCAUGUGUGGUGGACAUGGGCGCCAAGAAGAUCAGUAUAGCAUGCGUCGAGGACGGUUCUAUCAUGACGGAAACCCGAAUGGUGCUGAAUUAUGGUGGAGAUGAUAUCUCUCUGAUCCUCAAUACGAUGUUGGAGCGCUGUCAUUUCCCAUUCGUUAAAUUGGACCCUGGUUUACCUUGGGGAUGGAAGAUUCUGGAGGAAAUCAAAACCGAGCAUUGCACGCUUGCUGAUAGAUCUUUGAUAACAAACUCUUGGGACAUUGUCAUACGUCUUCCCAACGAAACACCUCAAAAAUACAAAUUCUGGUUGUACGAUGAGGUCAUGGUUCCGCCGAUGCUUCUCUUUGAGCCCCGAGGACUUGAAUGGGACGAGUCGAUAUGGAAGACAGCAAACCUCUAUGAUCCCGAGGUUGACGCAUUCGGAGAUCUUCCUCCUACUGGACCAACUCAGGCCAUGGUUGGAUCUACGGCGCAUAUAACUAAUCAAACUAUCGCGCACGAGCGACAAGAGGACGAAAAGCAACGAGAACACUUAGCUCGACACCAGGCUGCCUUGGAAGCUUGGAACAACAGUCGAAUAAUGGUUGAAGCACAGACACCGCCUGCGAACGGCGAAAUCAGAUCCUCGUCGCAGUUCUCGCGCCAGCAGACGCCUAACCCACAGACGCCAGGAAGUGGUACACCUCGGGGAAACCCGACACCGACUCAGCCGACCAAUAAUGUCGUCUGGCGGCCUCCUGUGUUAGUCGCAGCAGGUGAUGUAGCCCCUACAACGAAUGGCACGCAUACAGCCAACUCUCCGAGCGAAGAGCGACAUCCUCCGGGCUUGAACGCUACGAUCAAGAUUCCAUCCAUGACUUCACCAACUGUGGUCAACCAUCAGCAGUCGCCUGCGCCAUCUGGGCACAUGGCGAAUGGCACACGGCCUGAUACUCCUGGUCCGCCACCCACGCUCACGCCAUUUGUGCGAAGUCCUCCGCCGUUUUACGAUAUAGCAUUUGAAGCGAGCAAGAUCCCGCUCGAUAUCGCCAUCUUCAAUAGCACGCGGGCUGCAUCGCACGUUGAGAAGUCAAGAAAAUUCUUGCAAUCCGUCUUACUCGUAGGCGGGGUGGCUCUUACUCAAAGUAUUAUUCCGCAGUUGGAGUCGAGGUUGGCACACCUCGUGUCCCGUUAUCUUCCUGGGUCAGACGACCGGGUCAAGCCGCAGGUAAUAACGCCGAAAGACAUGGAUCCGCGAAUCGUCGUGUGGAAGGGCGCAGCACUGUUUUCAAGGCUAGAGACCGCUUCUGACCUAUGGAUCAAGAAUGAUGAAUGGGAGUUGCUCGGUACCAGGGCUUUCAAGGAGAGGACGUUGUUCAUAUGA